Molecule: messenger RNA, 402 nt
Organism: Cucurbita pepo subsp. pepo (vegetable marrow)
Lineage: Eukaryota; Viridiplantae; Streptophyta; Magnoliopsida; Cucurbitales; Cucurbitaceae
Source: RefSeq, a predicted model, not a curated record
AUGGCCUCCGUCUGCAUAUCCGAAUGCAUCAACGACACCUGUAUUAUCCCCGCCGGCCGGCCGACGUAUUUCAGCUUGCAGCGGUGGCCGGAGGAGGAGGAUGGGUCUGUAGAGCCCCGUCGGCCACGGCUGAGAGCGGCAGACGGGAUCUCUCGCCGGCAAAUGUACUUGAGGAGCUACACCUUCUCAAGGGAGGACACCGAAGUCCAUGAGAGUACAGCGCAGACCUGCCUUGGGAAGCUCAAGCGGCGACGGAGGCCGGCAGAGAUCCGCGGCGGCGGAAGGAGGAGCCGCUGUUUCGCCAUCGUGAGGGCCGCCGCUGCGAAGGCUUCUUCCGGCGCCUUGCUCUCCAUGUUCCGGCGGUUGCUUUCUUGCGUGGCGAAAGUUGACGGUCGUAAGUGA